Molecule: messenger RNA, 1761 nt
Organism: Apiotrichum porosum
Lineage: Eukaryota; Fungi; Basidiomycota; Tremellomycetes; Trichosporonales; Trichosporonaceae
Exons: 9
Coding region: 1-1761 (586 amino acids)
Biological process (GO): transmembrane transport
Cellular component (GO): membrane
Molecular function (GO): myo-inositol:proton symporter activity
Source: RefSeq, a predicted model, not a curated record
AUGCCAGCCAACAUCAAGGACGAGAAGAUUCAUCAAGAGUACGCUGCGGCCCACGAUCAGCGUCUCAACACCGCCACACAGCCAGACGCAGUCAGCGUAGUGGUUAACCCUCUUCAGAAACGUACACACGCCGAGAUAAUCUCCGACGUUACCGAUUUCUGCACGCCAGACCUGGCAGAACAUACAGAAACCUUUAUCAAAGGCGCGCUCGUCGCACGUAACCCCGACCUGUACGCUUCCAUCCCCGAGCUCUCUGCAGACGAUGUCGCUGCUCUGGAUUACGAGCGCGACCAUAAGUGGGCAGGCACCAAGACGCUAUAUUACUCUAUGGUCAUUUGUGCGCUCGGCGCCGCAACACAGGGAUGGGACCAGACGGGGAGUAACGGUGCCAACCUGAGCUUUCCGCAAGAAUUUGGAAUCCAUGCCGAAUAUGGCCAGGCGGGCGGCGAGCGCGACGAGUGGAUUGUCGGGCUCAUCAACUCGGCGCCAUACCUCUCUGCUGCAAUCAUCGGCUGUUGGCUGUCCGACCCUCUCAACCAUGCCUUUGGCCGCCGAGGCGAAAUCUUUCUUACCUCGCUCUGCCUGAUCGCGACGCCCAUCGCGUCCGCCUUCACCAAGAACUGGGAGACGCUUUUCGCAGUCCGACUGGUAAUGGGCCUCGGUCUCGGCGCCAAGGCGGCCACAGUCCCGAUCUAUGCAGCUGAGCUGUCCCCCGCACGCAUCCGCGGCGCUCUCACCAUGGGCUGGCAGCUUUGGGUGUGCUUCGGCAUCUUUUUGGGGUUUGCAGCCAACUGCGUCGUGAAAGACGUGGGUCAGAUUGCGUGGAGGCUGCAGCUGGCGAGUGCUUUCAUCCCUGCUUUGCCUCUCGCCUUUGGUAUCUUUUUUGCCCCCGAAUCCCCUCGCUGGCUGAUGAAGAAGGGCCGCAACGCCGAGGCCUUUGCAGCAUUCAACCGUUUGCGCCUUCAUCCCGUCAUCGCUGCGCGCGACCUGUACUAUUCGCACGUGCUGUACGAGGAGGAGCGAGCGCAGGCCCGCGGGGCCAGUUAUCUGUCCCGUCUGGCCGACUGUUUCCGUAUCCCACGGAUCCGCAGGGCUAACCUCGCGGCGUCAACUGUCAUGCUGGCGCAGCAGAUGUGUGGCAUCAAUAGCGCUGUAUGCGUCGCUCGGGUUCGGCGCCACCAAUUUCCUCUUCGCGAUCCCGGCGGUAUUCACCAUCGACACGUUUGGGCGUCGGGCGCUCCUGCUACCUUUCCGUUCAUGGCCAUCUUCCUCCUCGCCACUGGACUGGCCUUUAUCAUCGAUGACCCUCAAACGCGUACUGCCCUAGCCGCGGCGUUCAUCUAUAUCUUCACCAUGUUCUACUCUGUUGGCGAAGGCCCCGUUGCGUUCAUGUACAGCGCGGAGGUGUUCCCCACCAUCCAGCGUGAGCAAGGCAUGGCCUGGGCCGUGUGCGUCAACAACUUUUUUGCCUCGGUGUUGGGCAUGACAUUCCCCAGCAUGGUUCGAGCUUUUGGAAUUACUGGGUCUUUCGGCUUCUACGCUGCCCUCAACGUCGUCGCACUGAUUUGGAUCUUCCUGUGGAUUCCCGAGACCAAGGGGCUUACCCUUGAGGAGAUCGACGACGUCUUCUCGAUUCCCACAUCCACGUUUAUUAAAUACGAGACGACUGUGUGGCUGCCAUACUUUUUCAAAAAGUAUGUGCUCCGUCAGAAUGUGGCCAACAUCGUGCCGCUUCUGGACAAGGCAUACAUUGAAGACUAG